AAAAUCUCAAAGUGGAAAUGAGAUUUAAAAAUAAAAACUGAUGUUCCUGAGGGGAUUUGUUUCUCUUGAUAUGCCUCCUCAGCUCCAGAGAAGCCUUUGAAAAGGGAGACUGUGUUGAAUGAAGGAAAAGAGGAAGGAGAUAGAGAGAGACUGGCUGGGGUGAAAAAACAACAGGAAACCGAACCGAUUCUAAUGCUGUUUCUGCAAAUCCUUCACAGAUAAAGAGCGGACUGCACGUCCCGGCCGAGCAACGCUCAACACCAUGACUUUUUCUUUGACCAUCACCUCAAGUUAUGACAAUCUAAACGGACUCUAAAGUUCAAAUGGUGACGUCACUUCUGCUCUCAGCCUCCAACAGUGUGGUUAGUCAGAAUGUGAGCGGAAUGCAGAGUUUUCGGAGCUGAUUGCUGGGAUUUCUAUGUGGCUGCUUUUUUUUGACCUAAACCUCUCUCGGGGUCAUAUGGAUCGAUCGCCGCACUUCCAAGGAUCUGUUUGUUUUAAUCAUUGGGACUACUAACUGGAGACACAUGAAGAAUAAAGGGACUAAGCAGAAGUCUAAAAAGAAAGGAAGUGAAGAUGCGUUCGGCUGUGACCUGAUAGAACGUCUCCAGAAUUCAGGACCAGAUGUUCCUCAGGUUCUGAAGAAAUGUGCAGAGUUUAUUGAGGAGCAUGGGAUUGUGGAUGGGAUCUACAGACUGUCGGGGAUCACCUCAAAUAUCCAGCGUCUCAGGCAGGAAUUCUGCUCCGAGGCGUGCCCUGACCUUACAAAGGAAGUGUACCUCCAGGACAUCCACUGUGUGGGUUCCUUAUGUAAGCUGUUCUUCAGGGAGCUACCCAAUCCUCUGCUCACAUACGAGCUAUACAGCAAAUUCACUGAACGUGGUCUUGAUCCAGGGGAUCAUGAGAGGCUUUUACACAUUCAGGGUGUCAUCAAAGAACUGCCGACUCCUCACUUCAGGACUCUGGAGUAUCUUACUAAGCACCUGGCCCACCUUGCCACCUUAAGCACCCAGACAAACAUGCAUACACGUAACCUGGCCCUGGUUUGGGCUCCAAAUCUAUUACGAUCUAAAGACAUUGAGGGGUCAUGUAGUAAUGGAGAAAUGGCUUUCCAGGAGGUGCGGAUACAACAGUCAGUGGUUGAGUUUAUUCUGAACCAUACAGAUGAGAUCUUCAGUGACUCUGUGCAAAUCAAAACCAAAGAAGGACCAAGUUUGAUGUGUGGGGAGAAGAAGUAUGCCACGCUCCCGAUCAGUGGCCAGUGUGGGCCGAUGAAACUGAUGAGCCUGGAAGAAGCCCAGGCCCGUUCCUUAAGUCCAAACCAUCCUGUGCAUAAAGAACGUCAGCGAGAGAACAGUCUGCCUGAUACCAGUACUGCCACGCUCUACCACACCGUCAUAGACAUAGACAGCAAGAGAAAGUUUUCUGGGAAAUCAAAGAAGUGGAAGUCCAUCUUCAACCUGGGACGGUCUGUGGACUCGAAGGGAAAACUGAGCCGGAACGGCAGCGUGUUCAUUAGAAACACAAUUACUAAAAAGGCAUCUCUUCGUCCAUCCAGGAGCAUGGAGUCCUUGUGCUCCUUACCAACAGAUGAUGAUAGAACAGGAAACAACGGUCCAGCCAGUGGAUCCGGCAGCAUUUUUGUUCCAGAUGUGAAAUCCAGAACGCUGGGAUCUGACUCGCUCUACGACCUGAGUGAACACGACCAAAACUGGGAGUUUAAAGGGAUAAAAGCUGACGGGGCAACAGGUGGCUGGAGCGCUAGCAUGGACCAGAAGGGGUCACCAGGUGCCUCCGCACCCCCUCAAAAAACACUGCCAGAGCAACUGAAGGUGUUCAAAGGUGACAACCUCGGCGGCUACAAGCCCACCUCUCCGAAAAACAGGAGGAUGUUGUACUCGGGUUCCUCCCACAACAGCUCAUCACGGCCCUCCUUCCCAGGAAGCUUCUUCCCGCUUGAGAUCUCGCCGAGGCAUCAGCGCAGAGCCGUUAACAUAUCUGAGCCUUUUGCUGUGUCCGUGCCCCUGCGCGUGUCAGCCGUUAUCAGCUCCAACAGCACGCCGUGCAGGGGGCACGCCAAGGACAAAGCAGCUACUCUGAAACCCUGCAAGGAGAGCUCAGAGCCGAGCAGCAACAGUGGAAAGAGCAACACUUUCCCCCAACUGGAACCCAAGAAGCAGGAAGCAGCGGAGAAGAAAAACACAGAGGAGCCGACCUCCAGAGUUCCGCCAGAGGAUGCAGGCAAAGAAAUGCUGCAAGAAGGUCAAGGAGGGGUGAAUACUUCUGAAGUGGAACCAGCGUCCCGUGCAAAUGCGAGAGAAUGCAAAGUUGCAGCGCCAUCUCCUGGGAAAGAAGUGCACAACCAGCAGAUAGCUAUGCAACUGGACAAGGGAUCUUCUACUGGGAAAGAGCUGUGGUCUGACCUCCACCAGGAACUGAAGAUAACUGAACCUGAAAUCGACCUGCUUGAUGAGACUUUUAAACCCGUCUUCGGCUCCAAUAGCACCUGUGAGGGCACGAGGUUAACGAUGGACGUUAAGUCAAAACGAAGCCGCAGCUCCCCGUCUCUGUCGUUGUUAUUUAGGGAACAGUCUUCGAAUACCUCUCUAAGUGAUCGUGUAAUCGCCACUGGAUCAGACUCUGCAAAGAAACAGCCCUCAGAGUCAGACAUCUUAUUUUCUCUUCACAAAAGCACAGAAAGCGCCGGCCCUGCUGACAUGGGUAGAAAAAGAGAGAAGCUGCAUCUAAACAUCACACCCUUAAACAACGAUGACACCAAACUGUGCCAACCUCCUUUAAAGGAAACCUGUUUAGAUGAAGUUAUGAAUCCUUUGACGAUAGAGGAUACUCCAACGGUUGUAGGCUUCUCGGUAGCAGAUGAUACCAACAAACAAUCAGAGAAACGUGAAACUCCUCAUGGAGACAAAAAUGUCUCCUGUGAUGGAGCAAAGAAGAACGUGAUUCCUGAAUUGGAGGUUAUUCAGAGGCUGUCGGUGUGUUUGGAGGAGAGACGUAACACCUUGGUGCUGCCAAACCUCGACAACGACGAAGGGAAUGGAGGAAACUUGGAGGAGCUGGACUUGGUGGAGCCCUGGGAGGAUUUCAGCUCCAACAAGCAGUGGGUUACCAGUCCUCUCCACUCACCUGACAUAGAGGAAUUGUUUAACCAGCUAUCGCCCUUUGGCUCUUGUGGUGAAACUCAGAUUUCACCUCCUUCAGUUGAUAAUAACAAACAGUCUCUCGUUAAGAGCACUGAACAUUUCUCAGGAAACAUUCCUCAAAGUAGCAAACCAGAAGCUAAAUGGACGUAUUUGCCGUCAGGGGUCAGUGUGAAUAACACAACACAACCUCACGCAGGAAAAUGCAGCUCAACAAAGCAGAAGAAUACAGCAUCAUCUCAGAGGUUUUACAGACAGAUGUCUUAUGAGGCGGAGAAAAGAGAGGAAAAUUGCUUUUCUAAACACAGACCGUAUUCACUUAAUUUAGACCUGGGGCAGCGAUGCAUCAGAGACAUUUCUAAUCAGCAAAACCGCAAUUCAUCAGAGAGAGGACUACUGACCUCCUCUGAAUCUGUGAACACCAGGCUGCCCUCAGAAUUGGAGUUGUUUCUGAGCGAUCGGCAGGCGCCGCUACGCCGAAAUUCAGCCCCAGUCAGCGUGUCAUCGGUGCGAACAGCCUUCAUGAUAAAAACAUGCCAGGCCAAGGCUGUGCCCGUCGUCCCUCCCAAGGUGCAGUACAGUCAGAUACCUCCCUCCAGACAUGAGAAGGACUUUGACGCAGCAAAGGAACAAGACAAGGAGCACCCUAAGGUGAGUGCAGAGAAAAGCAAUGCUGCACCUACUCCGAUGAUGUCUGAUCUAAAGGAGGAGCUGGAGAAUAAACAGCCCGCACCCAAACACCAAAAACAAGUCGCAGAGUCCGUGAAGACCACAUCUACUCCAGAGCUGCCGGUCAUCACAAGGAGACACGCGCCCAGUCUGGAAGUGUUUGUAGAUUGUCCCAGGCCUAACAGAGGGAACCUCCACCAAAGGCCGUCCUUUAGGAACAGACAGAGACCUCAAAGUCUCAUCCUGCUCAGCCCUCCUUUCCCCAUCAUGGACUACCCACCGUUAGGAGAUGACGGCAAGCUCCUCUCGUCCAUCAAGAGCCUGAAUGACACGUCAGCAGUGAAUGUCUUUUCCAAAGAGAUGGCGGACAAUUUCCGGACGCCGGAGGGGAUCGCCCUUCAAAACAAAAUGACUAUUCCAAAAAGUGGACAGAGACUGGAGACGUCGACCAGCUGCUUCUACCAGCCACAGAGGAGGUCGAUGAUAUUUGACAGCAGGAGCCAGAGACAGAUCGAUGACUUGAGGUGCAGUCACCAACUACAAGACUGGCUGUGUGUAAAUAGAUACAGUAUACAAGGAAACUGAAGGAGGAUGAUAUGAUAACCUAAUGUAAAGCACAGCAUUUUGUUUGCCAUGAUUCAAGCAUUUGUUGAGGGAUGAAGGCUUUGUUAAAUUUAGAUUCUGUAGUAUUUGAGUUAAGGAAGACAUGAUGUAUGUGGAAGCCAUUGAAGCUUAAUUGAGAUCUAGGGCUGCAACUAAUUAACUGUUUUUGAUUAUCCAAUAAUCUGUUGAUUAUUUUCUUAAAUAGUUGAUUUUAGUUUAGUCUAUAAAAUAUCAGAAAUAGUAAGUAGAAGAAAAUUCAAUUUCCAGUCCCCAAGCUGAAGUUUCAAUUGGCUGGUUUUGUCAAAACAACAAUCGAAAACCCCUAAAAUAUUCAGUUUAUUAUCAUACGGACUUUAAAAACAUGUAAAAAGGAAGUUCAACAAGAAAAAUCUUAACUCAAGGUCUUCUUACUUGAUUUUUCAAGAGGUUUCAACCACAUCUAAAAGUCGUUCUCAGAAGAUGGAGUAGAUUCAGUUAUCAUGGAGAUAGCUCACUAUGCAAGCUCCAUCCACUGAGGAAGACCGUGAGAUGUUGUUGAAAUCUCCUCAAAAAGCUAGUAAGCGGACCUUAAAUUAAGUCUUUUUUGUCUAUUUCAUAAAGAUUAAUUGUUAAUAUGUUUCUUUCAAAAAUAACUUUCUUCCAUGUUUCAUUGGAGCAAAAAGGUCACCAGGUUUCUAGUGACAUCACCGGAAAUUUGGAGAAAAACCUGCUUGUGUCAAGUCAGGGGCUUCAUAUUUUUUUUUUAUGUCUCUACAAUAUUUCAGUAUUACUGGAUUCUACUAGGGCACCCUCAGUUUUAGAAGAAUCAGAAUAAAGUCAUGUCAAGUCAUGUUAAGUCAUGUGUGUUAUGACAUAUAUUUGGAUUAUUUGAAUUUAAUGACCUGUCAACAGCCAGAGUUCAUUCUGAGUCAGAUUACGAAUUCUUCACAUAAAUAUUCAUGUCUGAACUGAAUUUAUCCUCAAACAUUAAGGGCUCUGGAUACAGGAAGUGUGCAGGAAAGUUAACAAAAACUGAAGGACAAUGAAACUGUUAAACAGUUAAACAGCAAUGACCUUGAUCAUGUAGAUGAAGAUAUGUUUAUUUAUUCCUUUAUUAACAUACACAUGACAUGAAGUGAAUUUGAUACGUAUAUACUGUAUGUAGUUAUUGGCUCCGUGAUAAGCUGAUGUCAAUGUGAUUUUUUUUAAACUAAUAUUUAAAAGGAUUUUCUUUUUUUUCUGAUUUUAAAUAUAUCGCAAACUUAUCUGAUAGUAUUUACCCACAGAAGAACUUUAAUUAAUGUGUCUUUAUUUUCUGUAAUUGCUUUGUAUUUUAUGGCCAUCUUUAUUCGUUGUUUGGUUUUUGACAAUAAUGAGAAACAGCUUUGUAGAAAAGUGUAAAGAGUGAUAGAGCUGCUCUGCUGACGGUAAACUGGGGGUCGACUUUGUGCACGCUGACUGUAUUUCAUGUGUCUGAGUCAAAGUCAGAUGAUGGCAUCUCCAGGUUUUUGUCUCUUAUCUUUGCAUUUAACAAACACGGGAUCUGAUGUAUUUUGCUUUAGCGCCAAUGAACAUAACAUAGUUUUGAUGUUAAAGGAGGCUACAGUGUGUUUUCUAAAGAUGCGGACGUGUUUUUUAUACUGUAGUUUGGAUGGACUGGAUGAAUGAUUACAGUGUUUUAUCAGAAAAAAUGUUUGAGAAAUGAGAUAUAAGUGUUUUUUUUAAAUCUGUUUUGUAACUUUUGUAUACUUGUUGAUACUGAAAAUGACUGACUGAAGCGUCUGUAUUCAUAGGAAAAACAACUGAACGAGUAUUUUGAGAUGAGAGUUUUGCCUGAAUUAUCUGAUGGUGACACCUGAAGUAUAAUGUACAUAAAACACUUGAUGAGUUUUGUUACAACCGAAAGUUAUGAGAAUAAAAGUUCUAAAAAUUACGAGUCAGUAGUUCUGCUAACAUGCAUCUCUCAUUAAAACAUAGAGUAAAUGUAUUUAUUUUAUAUUUAUAUAUAUAUACACCUAUUUUUUCCCUACUUGUGUCUAUUAUUACCUUUAUUUGUCCAGCUUUGUUGUCCUUGUUCCUAGCUGUUAUUUCCAUUUCCGUGUAAGUACACCUAGAGAGAUGCAACAAAAUUGAGUCAAAUUCCUUGUACUGUAUGUGAACACAUACUUGGCCAAUAAAGGUGAUUCAGUGUCAA
Messenger RNA from Sebastes umbrosus (honeycomb rockfish), 6603 nucleotides. RefSeq names its product Rho GTPase activating protein 31 (gene arhgap31). NCBI's taxonomy places the organism in Eukaryota, Metazoa, Chordata, Actinopteri, Perciformes, Sebastidae. Gene Ontology annotation, biological process: small GTPase-mediated signal transduction. Gene Ontology annotation, molecular function: GTPase activator activity. The record is from RefSeq and is a predicted model, not a curated record.